Molecule: messenger RNA, 1881 nt
Organism: Caenorhabditis briggsae
Lineage: Eukaryota; Metazoa; Nematoda; Chromadorea; Rhabditida; Rhabditidae
Exons: 9
Coding region: 1-1881 (626 amino acids)
Biological process (GO): protein deubiquitination; spliceosomal complex assembly; mRNA processing
Molecular function (GO): zinc ion binding; cysteine-type deubiquitinase activity
Source: RefSeq, a predicted model, not a curated record
AUGUCUAGAGAAGCACCAGAAAAGUCACCAGAGCCCGAGACGAAGGAGGAAAGACGACGAAGCACUCAUGAGGAGCCCGCGAAACGAUCUCACCACGAUGACAGCGAUCAUAAGCAUUCCAGACGAUCAAAAGAUGAUUCGAAAAAUGGAAAAAGCAACGGAGAAUCGUCGCACCGAACUUCGGAAAGGGAUCGCAAAAGAAGAGAUCGCAGUCGAUCGAGAACUCGGUCAAGAUCUCCAAAGCGUUCAAAACGCGACAAAAAAGAAGAGAAAGAUCAGGAAGAGGAGGAUGGAGAGAUCCGCGACACAACUCCACCAGUGGUCGAGAAGCCACGUGAGCUGACAGCUAGGGAGUUGGAGAGACAGAGAAUCAUUCAGGAGGAGUUGAAGAACGGAGAAGUCGACGAGGAUGGUGAUGAGCCGGUUUGGUCGAUGAAAAAGGCGCAGGCGGAGAAAAAGAGCCGGACGUGUCCUUAUUUGGAUACUAUUGAUAGAUCCGUCCUGGAUUUCGACUUCGAGAAGCAAUGUUCCGUGUCUCUCUCCCAUCAAAACGUGUACGCGUGCAUGGUGUGCGGAAAGUAUUUCCAGGGUCGUGGAACCAAUACCCACGCCUACACCCACGCUCUUGAAACCGAUCACCACGUCUUCUUGAACCUUCAAACGCUGAAAUUUUACUGUCUUCCUGACAAUUAUGAAGUCGUUGAUCCAUCGCUAGAAGACAUAAAGUACGUGUUGAAGCCGACGUAUACAAAAGAGAUGAUUGGAUCGAUUGAUAAGCAAGCGAGAAUGGUUCGAGCUCAGGAUGAUUCGACGUAUUUUCCGGGAGUGGUUGGAUUGAAUAAUAUCAAGGCUAAUGAUUAUUGCAAUGUUAUUCUUCAUGCGCUCUCCGCCGUCCGUCCUCUUCGAAAUUGGUUCCUCAAGGAAUCCAACUACUUGGCCGUCAAACGUCCUCCAGGAGACAAGCUCACACUUCUCCCACAGCGAUUCGGAGAGUUGAUCAGAAAGCUAUGGAAUCCGAGGGCUCUCCGAACCCACGUGUCUCCUCACGAAAUGCUCCAAGCCGUCGUUGUAUGCUCCAACAAGAAGUUUCAGUUCAUCAAGCAGAAUGAUGCUUAUGAUUUUAUGCUCUUCCUGUUGACAACACUUCAUGCGGCACUCAAUGGAUCUGAAAAGCGGGAGAGUAUCAUUUCGAAAACCUUCCGCGGUCGAAUGCGUGAAUAUUCCCGAAAAGUGAUUCCAGCAGAAGACACUGAAGAAGAGAAGUACCGUAAGAUGCACCUCCCAGAUUACCAGGAGAAGGUUUCCGAGAAGCCCUUCCUCUUCCUGACCCUCGAUCUCCCAGCAGCCCCACUCUACCGCGAUGUCCAACUUCAGAACAUCAUUCCACAAGUGCCAUUGAGCACACUUUUGGAGAAAUUCGAUGGAAAAACGGAGAAAGAAUACAGGACAUAUAAUGACAACAUUAUGAAGAGAUAUGAGCUUCUGAAGCUUCCAGAAUUCCUUAUCAUCUCGUAUAAGAGAUUCCAGAAGAAUCAAUGGUUUGUGGAGAAGAAUCCAACGAUCGUUAACUUCCCUAUCGCCAACGUGGAUCUCUAUGAGUGUUUGGCAGAGGAUGUGAGAGCGGAGCACAAGUAUACGACGUAUGAUUUGGUGGCGAAUGUGGUUCAUGAGGGAACGUUCGAGACGGGAAACUAUCGGAUUCAGAUUGUGCAUCAGGGUUCCGGAAAAUGGUUCGAGCUGGAAGACCUUCACGUCAAAGACAUGCUUCCCCAGAUGAUUGUGCUCGCCGAGUCGUACGUUCAAAUUUGGCGGCUGAAUAAGGAAAAAACGAGAGACGAGAGAGCAGAGGACGAUGGAGAAGGUCAAAUGGAGACGGCUUGA